Molecule: messenger RNA, 2361 nt
Organism: Spinacia oleracea (spinach)
Lineage: Eukaryota; Viridiplantae; Streptophyta; Magnoliopsida; Caryophyllales; Amaranthaceae
Exons: 1
Coding region: 1-2361 (786 amino acids)
Source: RefSeq, a predicted model, not a curated record
AUGGAUACAAGUUGGAUAGAUCUACCCACUGGCCACCCUGAAUAUGUCGAUGGUUGUAUGCAAUUCAUUGCGUUUGCCAAGCAAGGUCUAUUCGAAGGAAAAAUUAGAUGUCCAUGUAAGAACUGUAAGGUGGAUAAAUGGUUCCCGGUUAAUGAUGUAGAGCGACAUAUUUUGUUUAAGGGGUUUUAUAAGUCGUAUAGAAAUUGGAUCUUUCAUGGUAAAGGGGAUAUGGUUCAACGUAUGUUAGGGAGUGAUGGAGGGAGUACUAGUGAAGGAUCCCUUGGUAAUAAAAGUGGGUUUGUAGGUCGAGAUAAUAUGGGAGGACUAUUAAGAUCAGCUUUUAGUGUUAAUGUGCCACCCAAUUUUCCAACUUUUGAAGCAAGAGAGGAUGGUGAAUGGUAUGAGGAGCCCGUGUCAUACGACACAGAUGUUCAAUAUGAUGAUUCUACAAUAGAAGAAGAUGCGACAUAUAAGAAGGUACUUCAAGCUUCUGAGGAGAAAUUAUAUGAGGGGUGUAUUAAUUUUUCAAAGUUAUCUUUUCUUCUACACUUAUUUCACUUGAAGUGUAUGCAUCACUGGUCCAUUGAAUCUUUCAAUAUGCUCUUGAAGCUGAUUUUAGAUGCAUUUCCUCAAAUACUUGAUUUUCCCUCGUCUUAUUAUUACAGUAAGAAAAUGAUAAAAGACUUGGGCCUUGGGUAUGAAAAAAUUGAUGCUUGUCCUAAUGAUUGUAUGCUGUAUUGGGGUGAAUUUUUAGAGAAAGACAAGUGUCAUGUUUGUGGUAAAUCGAGGUGGAAAACAACCAAGGGUAAGAAGGGUGACGAUGUAAGUGAUCAAGGUACGAAUACUUGUAAGAAAGGUGUGCCAGCUAAGGUAAUGCAAUAUUUUCCUCUUAUCCCAAGACUAAAAAGAAUCUACAUGUCAUCAGAAACAGCAGAAAAUAUGAGAUGGCAUGAUACAGAGCGAUUGGGUGAAGAUGAUAAGAAGAUUUUGAGGCAUCCUUCCGAUGCCAUAGCGUGGAAGGCAUUUGAUGAGCGUUAUACAGAUUUUGCAUUAGACCCUCGUAGUGUUCGAUUAGGUCUUGCGAGCGAUGGGUUUAAUCCUUACCGUUUAAUGAACACUACUUAUAGUACAUGGCCAGUGGUGUUGAUUCCUUAUAAUCUUCCACUAUGGCUAUGUAUGAAACCAUCUUCUUUCAUUUUGUCCACACUUAUUCCCGGAAAAGCAAGUCCUGGAAAUGAUAUUGACGUGUAUUUGCAACCAUUAGUUCAUGAGUUGAAAUUGCUGUGGGGAGGGGUUGAAGCUUUUGAUGCUUUUGACGGAGUGAAAUUUAAUUUGCGCGCGGCUCUGCUUUGGACUAUUAAUGACUUUCCUAGCUAUGCAAUGCUCUCUGGUUUGAGCACAAAAGGUUACAAUGCAUGUCCUAUAUGCAUGGAUUCCACACCCUCUGAUAGAUUUGGGAACAAGAUUUAUUAUUGUAGCUAUAGAAAAUGGUUACCCGCAGAUCACCCAUAUCGACGUCAGGGUGUAAAGUUUUGUGAGAAGUUUGGAACUAAUGAGUUGGGUGAAGCCCCAUCUCGUCCUAGCGGCACUGAUAUAUUGAGGCAACAAGAAAAGGUCGAGUAUGUUUAUGGAAAGUCAAAGGCACCACCGAAAAAGAGACAAAGAGGACAUACUGAUAACAAUGAUGUCCAAGAUGAAAUUGUCUUUGGUACCAAGAGAAGCAUAUUCUUUGAUUUGGUGUAUUGGGAGCAUAAUCUUCUAAGGCAUAAUUUAGACGUUAUGCACAUUGAGAAAAAUGUGUCUGAGAAUCUUUUGGGAACACUUCUUAGUAUGGAUAAGAGUAGAGAUAAUAGGGAUGAUCGAGAAGCCCUUGAAGCAUGGACAAUAAAGACUCACCUUUGGCUUAGUGCUGAUCACAAUGGAAAUGAAUACAUGCCUUCAGCUUCCUAUUCUAUGUCUAGGGAGGAAAAAGAGAGAUUCUUAAAUGUUUUGGAGAAACUUAAAGUUCCGGAUGGAUAUGGAUCCAACCUUUCUAGUUGUGUGAAUAUGAAGCAAAGGGAGUUGAUUAACCUCAAGAGUCAUGACAACCAUGUGCUAAUGCAAGAUAUACUCCCCGUCGCCUUAAGAGCUUCUAAUGCUACAAAGGUGAUUGACUUGUUGGCUAGAUUAUCUUCGUUUUUCAAGAAGUUGUGCUCCACCAGUAUUGAUCCAGAUGAUUUAGAUGGUCUUCAAGAUGGAAUUGUUUUAACUCUUUGUCAGUUGGAAAUGGAGUUUUUGCCUUCAUUUUUCACAAUCAUGGUCCAUUUGUUGAUUCACUUAGUGGAGGAGGUUAAACUUGGUGGACCAGUGCAAUACAGAUGA